GUGGUUGGAAAUAUAAAGUUUAUCAAUGCGUUAUAAAUCGUUUUGGAUAGCAGUUUGACCUGAAGGGGAGGGGUUACAGUGCAACAGUUUUGUCCAUAUAAAGAGAAAAUUAUAAUGAAAAAGAAAGCCAUUAAAACCCAAUUUACAAACUAUUUAUGGUCGCUAAAAGUCUGGACAUCACCUCUAAAAGGUUAAUUUGCAUCACACACCAAACUAAGCAGUAAAAUAGUGCAUUUCUAAACUAUAUGAGGCAGAGAAACAGUACUUUUCUAUAAUCGCUAUUACCGUUAGCUGCUGUAUGAUCAGGUGGUAGUGAAUCAUCAUUCGGCUUUGUUUUUGUUAACUAUUAUAUACAAGCCUUCCUCUCUUAGGCUGAACUAGACUUCAUGGUUUUGUCAGUUAUGAAAAAAACUGGCUUUGCACAGAUGGUAGCGAUUCUCGAGCUCUGAUUGGUCGCAACAGCCGGGCACGAGGUGAGCUGCGCGCUCAUUGGCAGGUGUCAUAACGGGUGAGCUGAGGGGGCGAUGCCUUAAAAGGCCAGCGACCAGGAAGUUGGGAGAAAGAAAGAAAGAAAAAAAAAAUUAGCGCGUCCAUUCUCAGCUCCUCCUCCCAUGUGCUGCAGACCAGAAAACAAAUGCAAGUGGAGGCGUAGGUUCAUGCUAUACCGUCUACUGCCUUAUUAAUGUCUCUCAGUGCCAUCUGUUGUAGGCCUGCUGUAUCCCUGCCUUGACAGCCAUUUGGGAGAGCCGCACAAGUUCAAGAGGGAGUGGGCCAGCGUCAUGAGGUGCAUCGCAGUGUUUGUCGGUAUCAACCAUGCCAGUGUUAAACUAGACUUCGACAACAACGUGCAGCUCUCCCUAACCCUGGCAGCCUUGUCCUUGGGCCUGUGGUGGACCUUCGACCGGUCCAGGAGUGGCUUUGGCCUGGGCAUCACGACUGCCUUCCUAGCUACUGUGAUCACACAGCUGCUGGUCUACAAUGGAGUCUACCAGUACACAUCUCCAGACUUCUUGUAUGUACGCUCCUGGCUCCCAUGUAUAUUCUUCUCAGGUGGUGUUACAGUGGGAAACAUAGGACGCCAACUUGCCAUGGGUGGUGUUGAGAAACCCCACAUGGACUGAACAGAAAGAAGACAGAAAACCAGGCGAAGGAAACCCAAUGCGAAAAUGGACUAGCUAUGUGAAGAACGAGGAGAAUAACAGGAGAGAAAGGACUCAUUGUUUUGACUUCAUCCGUUGUUCUCAUAACAAAGUGUGGGUCAGAAAAGCCCCUCAUCUAACGUGCCAUGUCCUCUGCACCUCCUUGUGGCCAAACAACUUCUCCCUCCCACCUCUGUUGUAUUAGCAUUAAGGCUCACUUGACUUUUUUUUUUUUUUUUUUCCUUUUUUUUGAAGUGAACUGUUAACGGGUUUUAUUUUCACGCUGGAAGCGUGUAUCUUCCUGCAGUUUAAGGAGUGCAAGCGCGUGCCUGUGUGCUUUAGCAUGGAUGUAUCUUGGUCUUGGCAGAGAAGACAUGGAGGGGGUGCUCUAAUGUCUGGGUUUUUUAUUUUUUAUUUUUUUCUUUAUUAGCCCGAAUUUAAUAUGAUCAUAAAAGGGAAAUGAUGUAUGUGUUGGAGAAAAACUUUUCACUCAUACAGAAAUGUAUUAAGUGGCAUCACGGUUGCACAGGGGAGAUGUAUGUUCCCAAUCAAACCAAAUUAAGUAUUUAUUUUGCGGAUUUUUAAUGACCCCAUACCAAACGUACUGUAUGUUUGAUAAUGAAUGAUGAUGCCAAUUUUGAAAGAUGGUUUGAUAUCUUGUUCGCUUUUCUUGCUGAGAGUUAGAUGAGAGGAUAUCGAUCUACUCAUCUUAAGUGGAACUAAUUCUUUCACGCGUCUAUGAAACACAUUUUAGAGGACGUAGAUGAAGAGAAGAGACACAAUGUAUGGAAGUGCCAAUUAGUUUACUACCAAUCUGUAUUGGCUAACAUUCAUUUGUAUAUGAGGACUUAACACUGUUAAGGUAUUUGAAGCAGAAAUGCAAACUACUUAUGCUAUUCAUCAUAAGUUUUAUUUACCUGUGAACAGUGUCAUAUUCACAGCCAUCGGUCAGGGCAAGAUCCCAUUGUAUUUUUUAGAAAACUACUCUGAGACCUUCAAGUGUGUUUUCGCGUCUGUUUCUGGGAUGUUUCAGACAUGCAGAGGAUUGUUUUGUAAGAAAGCAGGGAGAAGUUCGACAUCCAAGUAUUGAUCUGGACUGAAACAAAUGCCAGCCACGUUCAUAUUUUGUUUUGUUGGGUUUUUUGGUAGCAGACUGAGAGAAGCCACCAUGGUGGACCAUGUUCUGAAAGAAUGUACCGGGAGUAUACUACAACUACUUUUGCCAGCAUCUAUGGUUACUGUGAAACCAGUUAAAAAACUUUCCAGUGCAUUUUUACCUUUGUGACCACGUGUUAAAUGUCUUGUAGAAUGGACCCUGUGAUUCCCAUCGGGACAAACAUUGUACCACAUUUCCGACUUUGAAUUACAUCUUCAAACUAGUGACGAUAGUUUGGGAACAUGCACCAGUUGAAAGAGAGGGGGAGGACAUUAUUACUUAAGAUUUGCAAUCUGUGAUUGCCUGUGUAUUAUAGAAUGUAGUGCUUUUGUCACUAUAACAGUUUAGUUUUAUCAUUUGUACAAACAUAAUGACAUUACUGCUUGUAUGUAUAAUGGCUUGCCUAUGUAAUCAGACAGGUAUAUUACCAUACUAGACCUACAGUAUGUUAGUGUUUGGGGGUCUAGAGGAUUAAGUGCAAUCAGAGUAUAUACAUGAGCCGAUUAUUCUUCCUUAUUUAUUAUUAUUUCUGACAAAGGCUAAAUAAAAAAGUAUAACUUGUAAGUAAAUGCAGUGUGGAUACUUCAAAAAAAAAAAAAAGCAAUAACAUCUCUGUUUUUUUUUUUAACAAGAAUUGUCAGAGAUUACAUGCCUUUUAGAGUCAAUGCCAAUGACUCUCAGAGACAUCAUAAAAAGAUAUAUUGUGUCAAACUGUUUUAAAAAUCUCAUUUAGUAGCAUUAUCAAAGGAAACCUGAUUUAUUUUUUUAAAGACUUUUAAUGGCAGAUCACUUCAGGUUCAUCUGCUUAUAUAUUCAGGUGUACUAAACUGAAGAGGAAGCUUUAUUUUUUGAGGUGGUGAAGCACCUAUUGUUUCAAUGUUUAGAGUUUUUGUGUGUGUCUGAUAUUUCAGCUGUGUAUCAUUUUUGCUACCUUGGACUUAAGUGA
Xiphias gladius (swordfish) is the source of this 3241-nucleotide messenger RNA. It is a transcript of the gene insig1, whose product is annotated as insulin induced gene 1. Gene Ontology annotation, biological process: cholesterol biosynthetic process; SREBP signaling pathway; SREBP-SCAP complex retention in endoplasmic reticulum. Gene Ontology annotation, cellular component: endoplasmic reticulum; SREBP-SCAP-Insig complex. Bases 780 to 1121 code for a protein of 113 amino acids. Lineage: Eukaryota; Metazoa; Chordata; Actinopteri; Istiophoriformes; Xiphiidae. The transcript has 5 exons. The record is from RefSeq and is a predicted model, not a curated record.